Molecule: messenger RNA, 1276 nt
Organism: Cornus florida
Lineage: Eukaryota; Viridiplantae; Streptophyta; Magnoliopsida; Cornales; Cornaceae
Product: hyoscyamine 6-dioxygenase-like
Exons: 4
Coding region: 75-1100 (341 amino acids)
Source: RefSeq, a predicted model, not a curated record
AGGACUCAUAGUUGUUGACAUGUUCUUUAGUGCCCAUAUGCCCAUAUUUGGCUGAGAAGACUUGCAUUGAGACAAUGGAGAAGCUUGCUUCAAGCUGGUUUGAUGUUCAAUCUGUGCCAGAGAGCUACAUAUUCCCACCAGAAAGAAGACCUGGCAAGCAUAUAUUUCCUCUCUGCAAAACCAUUCCAAUCAUUGACCUUGGAAAACUAGAGGGUACGGAUCGAAGUAAUAUAAGCCAGCAGAUUUUGGAAGCCAGCCAAAAAUUUGGAUUCUUCCAGGUGAUCAACCAUGGAGUCUCGGAAAAUUUGUUACUUGAUGCAAUGAAAAUCUUCAAGGAGUUCUUUAACAUGGCUGCUGAGGACAAGGCAAAUGGCCCCAACAAAGGCGGCUGGGUUUACACGAACAGCAUCAGCUAUGCAAAAGAAGGUGUUCAUUUGUGGAGGGAAAAUUUGAAAAUCCCUUGUCAUCCAUUGGAGGAAUGCAUGCAAUUUUGGCCGGAAAAGCCAACUAGAUACAUGGAGGUUGUUGGGACAUAUGUGCUAGAAGUAAGGAAGUUGAGCUUGAGGAUCUUGGAGCUUAUUUCUGAAGGAUUGGGACUCGAAUCAGGGUACUUCAAAGAAUCAAGCGAAAUUCAACUGUUGUCGGCUAAUCACUAUCCACCGUGCCCUGAUCCAAGUCUAACAUUGGGUAUACUGAGACACUUUGACCCUAGCCUCAUUACCAUUCUCUAUCAAGGGGAUGUGUGUGGGCUUCAAGUGUUCAAAGAUGAGCAAUGGAUUGGUAUUGAGGCUCUUCCCAAUGCGUUUGCUGUCAACAUAGGCAACCAGUUACAGAUAAUCAGUAAUGGGAAGCUAAAGAGCGCUGAACAUCGUGUAGUUACAAACUCAAGUGAAGCUAGGACAAGCAUUGCCACUUUCAUCAAUCCUACUUCCAACUGCAUUGUAGAACCUGCGAAAAGUUUGGUUAACGCAAUGAAUCCCCCACUCUACGAGGCCUUUAUGUACAAGAAAUUUGUCAAUUCUUCCAAAGCCUUUGGUGAUGAUACUGAUGCAAUUCAAAAUAUUUUAAGCUCUGUGAUUCAAUGCAUGAAAGGAACAUAGUAUCGCGGUUGUUCUGAAACAUAGUUUGCUAUAGUAUUGUGCUUGAUCUGAAACAUAGUUUGUUAUAGUGUGGCGGUUGAUCUGAAACAUAUAGUUUGGUAUAAGAGCUUGUGUGAAAUCCAUUGUCAUGAGGCAUUUAUUGUGAUGAAAAAAAAUAUAGUAAUUCUUUGUCUUGC